Sardina pilchardus (European sardine) is the source of this 5198-nucleotide messenger RNA. RefSeq names its product glucuronic acid epimerase a (gene glcea). The transcript is spliced from 4 exons. Gene Ontology annotation, cellular component: Golgi apparatus. Gene Ontology annotation, molecular function: heparosan-N-sulfate-glucuronate 5-epimerase activity. Lineage: Eukaryota; Metazoa; Chordata; Actinopteri; Clupeiformes; Clupeidae. The coding region runs from base 290 to 2041 and encodes 583 amino acids. Gene Ontology annotation, biological process: heparan sulfate proteoglycan biosynthetic process. The record is from RefSeq and is a predicted model, not a curated record.
AUGAAAAUAUGACAGAGGUCUGCUAGAGAAGACUGGGUCCGCAAAACAGGCUAUACUGUCAAAGACUUGUUUUCUUUAUAGCGUUGUUCACUGAGAGUGGAUGUUGCAACUGAAUCUACGGAUCUGCUGAAUGUCGCUGUAUUGGGACCAGCUUCAUCUGCGUGGGUAUGAUGUCAGAUGCGUUGCCUGGUGACGUGAGGCUGCGUUGCCUGGUGAUGUGAGAUGCGUUGCCUGGUGAUGUGAGGCUGCGUUGCCUGGUGAUGUGAGAUGCGUUGCCUGGUGACGUGAGAUGCGUUGCGUGCUGGCGCGGGUCAACUAUAAGACACUGGUGGUGGUGUGUGUGGUGUUCACGCUCGUCACCGUGCUGCUGUGGAACCGCUGCUCCAACGCCCCCCCGCUCGGCCCCGCCCACCCCCCGCCGGCCCCCACGGCUGAGGCCGAGGCCGACGCCCCCGACCGCCCGGAGGCUCCGCCCAUCGCCAGGGAGGUUCCGUACGAGGAGAUCGAGUGCCUCAUCAACGAGGACGCCACCAUCAAGGGCCGGCGCGAGGGCGCGGAGGUGUUCCUGCCGUUCUCGUGGGUGGAGAAGUACUUCGGCGUGUACGGCAGGGUGGCGCAGUACGACGGCACCGAGCGCUUCGAGUUCUCCCACAGCUACUCCAGAGUGUACGCGCAGCGCGAGCCCUACCACCCCGACGGAGUCUUCAUGGCCUCUGAGGCCCACAACGUGGAGCUGCGCGAGAGGGUCAAGUGCAUCAGUGGAGCAGAGGGAGUCCCGGUGUCCACCCAGUGGGGCACUCAGGGCUACUUCUACCCCAUCCAGAUCGCCCAGUACGGGCUGAGCCACUACAGCAAGAACCUGACGGAGCGGCCACCUAGCGUGGAGCUCUACGACAGGCCGGACGCCACGGCGACAGGCCCCGCCCCCUGGACCAUUCCAAAGGGGUGUGGCCUCACGAGAGUCCAUGACUUCGCACGCUCCACAUCCGCACGACAGUUCAGUGCCGCGGAUGAUUGUCCAGGCAUCUCUCUGGCUCUGGCCAACUCCAAGGACUUCGUCCUGGCGUUUGACGUGAAGUUCCUGACCAACGGGAGCGUGUCGGUGGUGCUGGAGACGUCCGAAAAGGGCCCUCCCUUCGUCAUCCACUACGUGACCAGCUCUGUGCUGCUGGCGUAUAAGGAUCGCGAGGUCACCUACGGCAUCGGCGCCCGGGCCGCAUGGAGCACGGUGACGCGCGACCUGCUGACGGACCUCCGUAAGGGCGUGUCCAGCAGCAAGGCGGUGCGGCCCGCGAGGCCCUCGAGGGUGGUGGUGCCUCGGCGCGUGGUGGAGCUGCAGCUGCGCGGCGCCGGCUUCAUCGACAACAUCACCAUCUCGUCCACCGCCCACCGUGCCGCCUUCCUCUGCGCCGCCCGCUGGUUGCUACGGCACCAGGACGAGCGCGGCGGCUGGCCCAUCAGGGUGGCGCGGAGGCUGGGCGAGGGCUUCCGCCCGCUGGAGCCCGGCUGGUACUCGGCGACGGCGCAGGGCCAGGGCAUGUCCGCGCUGGUGCGUGCCUACCUGCUCACCCGCGACCCGGCCUUCCUCAGCGCCGCGCUGCGCGCCACCGGGCCCCUCAAGCGGCCCGCCGAGCAGCACGGCGUCAAGGCCGUGUUCAUGAACAAGCUGGACUGGUACGAGGAGUACCCCACCACGCCCAGCUCCUUCGUGCUGAACGGCUUCAUCUACGCCCUCAUCGGCCUGCACGACGUGGCCGAGACCGCGGGGGACAAGCUGGGCCACGAGGCGGAGGUCCUCUUCAGCCGAGGAAUCGAGUCUCUCAAGGCCAUGCUGCCGCUCUUCGACACCGGCUCCGGCACCGUCUACGAUCUGCGUCACUUUGUGUUAGGCACCGCCCCCAACGUGGCGCGCUGGGACUACCACACCACCCACAUCAACCAGCUGCAGCUGCUCGCCUCCUUCCACAGCGCCCCCAUCUUCAGAGAGUACCUCAAACGCUGGAAGACCUACCUGAAGGGAGGGCGUGCCAAGCACAACUAGCCCUGUUCAGAGACUAUCUCAAGCCACGCACAACUAGCCUGGUUCAGAGACUAUCUCAAGCCACGCACAACUAGCCUGGUUCAGAGACUAUCUCAAGCCAAGCACAACUAGCCCUGUUCAGAGACUAUCUCAAGCCACGCACAACUAGCCUGGUUCAGAGACUAUCUCAAGCCAAGCACAACUAGCCCUGUUCAGAGACUAUCUCAAUUCAAGUCAAGUUUAUUUAUAUAGCACAUUUCAUACACAGAGGUCAUUGCUUGUGCUUUACAUAAACAAAACCAAACAGUAAUAGCAGAUGAAAGCAGAUGGGCAAAGUAUUAAAAAAAGAUCGUAAUAAAACAAAAAAAGAAAGCAUAAAUCGUGGUAAAAUCAUUUAAAAACAAAGAAUAAUUAACAAAAAAAGAUGAAGGACUUCUGGUGGAUACUUUGCAGGAGUCUAAUGUAGCAAACCAGUGACCGUGAUAUAUCCAGUGAUCAUGAUCCUUUUAUAACGCCUAGACAUUCAAACACUCAAGCACUGAAGACCACCUCAAGGGAUGCCGUGCUAAACACAACUAGCCUGGUCCUCAAGAGUCCUGUUAGUCACAACUAGCCUGUUCCACUAGAGUCCUGUUAGUCACAACUAGCCUGGUCCACUAGAGUCCUGUUAGUCACAACUAGCCUGGUCCACUGGAGUCCUGUUAGUCACAACUAGCCUGGUCCACUGGAGUCCUGUUAGUCACAACUAGCCUGGUCCACUGGAGUCCUGGUGGUCAUACUGUGAAGCGGCUUUACACAUGUUUUCAAAUCAAAUCCAUGUUACUUUGCCAAUGCUUGUUUUUUUAGUCCUCCAGAACAGUGUGGCUAUCAGACCAGAUCCUGGAAAAACAGCAGAGUAGUGUGUGUAGAAAAGCAUGUACCCUGUCCUGGCUGUAGUGUCUGUAGAAAAGCAUGCACCUUGUCUUGGCUGAGCAUUGGUGUCUGCACUUACAGGCCAGGCAGAUUUGAGAGCAGGCAUACUCUGAAGUAGUACUCAUACUCUGAGAAGUAAAUAUUGGCCACACUGUUGUGUAGGUGACCAUAUAGAAGUGGAUCAGGCUGAAACAGCAUCAUGAUGGUUUAUACCGGAACUCAAAGAGCAGCCUUAGACUCUUACUGUGCGUUCACACCAAGACCGUCAAGAGCGCCGGAAAUCAUUCAUUUUCUAUGGAGAGCCGGCGUUACCGGCGUCAAAAGCAUUCUGGGCGUGAGCGUGGCUUCAUGAGCUUCACGGGCGUCAAAAAAAAGUUGAGCCUCAGUUAACUUUAUGGUAAUUAGCUAUGACAUGGUUCGGCGUCAACUAAUCAGAAUGUCAAACUCGCAGGAUUGCUGCUUGUGGUUUGUCCAAAUGUUUCACGUCAUGGCUUUGACGCUUUCGGAGCUGAACUGGGUUGAGCGUCGGGCUAUGAGCUUCACCAGCGACUUCGACGCUUUUGACGGUUCUGGUCUGAACGCACAGUUAGAUGGAGAUUUAGAAUGACAUCCCCUUCAUCUUAUUGCAGCAGAUAAAAUAAAUGAUUCAUGAGAUGACCUUAUCAGCGGCCAUCAAGACACUAGCCUGAAUCAGCUAUAGACUGUUACACUACCCAAAGCUGGAGGAAGUAGCUCUUUUCAGUACAAGCUUUUGACAGUUCAUUCAAAUUACUUUUCAAAGUUCUUGAAAUGGAGAAUUUUGUUCUAACUGCAUUAACAAGUGUCUGGUCCAAUAGCCACUGCCUUUUCAAAACCACAUCUUUUCUCUGUGUCUACUGUGAGUAAAAAGCACACAUCCCCCAGUGACACACACUAUAGUCUACUGUGGGUUACCUACAGUGACAUGCAGUAGCCUACUGUGGGUUAGCUAUAUAUCCCCAUGCAGUAGCCUACUGUGGGUUAGCUACAUAUCCCCAUGCAGUAGCCGACUGUGGGUUAGCUAUAUAUCCCAAGGGGGCAGGCGAACGUUGGGAGAGUGUAGAGAGUAUGGCCGCCGCCAUGGUAACCGCCAUGGUAAAUAGGAGACCAGUGCUAGCUAGCCAUUCCAUUGAAUCCUAUGGGGCGUAAGCGCCACUUUUGACAUCAAAUAACGUUACAGCUGAAGCGUUUUUAGCCUUUGUACGAACCUUUUCUAUUUUCGGAGUAAAUACAACAUUGUGAGAUUGGCGUUAUAUCCUCGUCGCUAACUGUCUUAUCGGCUGAGUAAUAAACGUUUUUAUGAAAUCAAUGCUAAAGUGUUAAUGCGCACGCGUCCAGAGAGAGCGUCGCCAUAGGUCAGACUCGGUCAGACUACGUGCCUACGUCACAUGUACAACACCUGAGCCUGCGCAGGAGACCUAUGCAGGAAAUAGAAGGCCAAAAAAAAAAAAAAAACAUUGAAAUUUGCUUCCUCGGUCUCUGCUGACGUCUACGUGAUAGCUCUGUCCAUAUCUUUUACUGUCUGUGAUAUAUCCCCAUGCAGUAGCCUACUGUGGGUUAGCUGUAUAUAUCCCCAUGCAGUAGCCUACUGUGGGUUAGCUACAUGCUACAUAUCCACAUAUGGCCUACAGUACGCUAGGUAAGCUACAUGCUACAUAUCCACAUACAGCCUACAGUACGCUAGGUAAGCUACUGUACAUGCUACAUGUCCACAUACAGCCUACAGUACGCUAGGUAGCUACCCACCCCCCACCCAACACACACACACACACACACACACAUGCAGUGCUUUUUCUGUUGCAGUACAGUCCUGUAUGUAUGUCCUUCCUUAUCUACUGAUCAAAUGAAGCUGUAGAAGAGCAAUCAUUCAGUAAAAACUCUUAGAGCAGUCGUUAGCACUUUAAAACUAACUUUAAUCGAAAAGAUGUUUGUUGGUGUGUGUGUGUGCUGACAGAUUGUUCAAGUGUUGACUAGAUAAACCUGAUUUUACGGAUGCACAACAAUGUUUAGACAAGAACUGUCCAGCAAGCCUUGAGACAUGAGCCCAAUGUCCUGCUACUAGCCUACUAUCACCCUCCUCAGUGAGUGGGCUCCCAUUCCCAUAACAUGAGAUGCACAGUGACCUCAUCUGAGUUCUGAACAGGGUGUGUAAGGCUGUGAGGAACUUUACAUUUUGUAGGCUGUAGGGUAUUCUUUAUCGGUGCCAACUCAUUUGAAUGUGUACAAUAAAAGGUGUUAUUCAUCUGUU